Messenger RNA from Nannizzia gypsea CBS 118893, 1119 nucleotides. RefSeq lists its product as hypothetical. The transcript has 4 exons. Lineage: Eukaryota; Fungi; Ascomycota; Eurotiomycetes; Onygenales; Arthrodermataceae. The record is from RefSeq and is a predicted model, not a curated record. The coding region runs from base 1 to 1119 and encodes 372 amino acids.
AUGAGUGUUGCUGGGAAUACUGGUCGCCUACACAAAGGGGAUGUCCUUAUUUCAACCGCUACGCUUUUCGUUGUCUGCUGGAUCGCCGCCAUUGUGCGAGCAUAUAUUCGAAUCCAGAUUCAGAGACAGAUUUCAUGGGACGAUAUAUUUCUAGCCAUCGGGGUCUGCUGCCUAUCUAUAGGCCUGGCUAUCUUCUACGCUAUCACAAUUGACAAAAUGUACCUCACACUGGCAGUCCAAUAUGGUGAGACUGCUGGAAUAACUCUUCCACCAGAUAUUAUACGGAUAAAGUUCGAUUACCAGAAAUGGAUACAAGUAACGAUAGUUGUGCUCUGGCUGGCUGUGAUGUCCGUGAAAUUCAGCUUCCUAGCUCUAUUUAAAAACUUAGUCGAUGGGAUUCAGCCGCUGAGGAGGUAUUGGUGGGUUGCGACUAUUGUCAAUAUUGGCAUUCUAGGAUAUGGAUCUGUUGUUACACAUAUUUCCUGCCCUUAUUACUAUACUCUCGAGAAUGCUAUAUGUUUGACCCCGUCUGGCCAGCGGCGAAUAUCGGCAUUUCUUUUCAUACACCUAGCAUUAGACCUAUUCGGCGAUGCUUUGAUUCUAUAUAUACCGGUCCGCCUGAUUUGGACCGUUCGGGUGAGACGGACGCAAAAGAUAGGCCUCACUUUGUCGCUUUGUCUCACAAUACUAAUGAGUAUUGUGACUGUCAUUCGGGGAGCAGGAGUUUACUACAAGGGACUCGUCGACACCAACUGGGAAACGUAUUGGGUGAUAAUAUGUGCGGAGAUUGGGGUUUGCCUGGCUUCCGCUACGUGUUUCCGCUCAUUUUUCAUUGCUCGAAAACAAUACAAGGCCGUAUCUGCAUCAAGUCAUUCUAGGGGUCAGCGGGAACGUCGCUGGUAUCCCCUGGUCACUGGCCUGUUCAGACAGCCUGUUGUUGCUGAUGAAAUUCCGAAGAGCUUGAGCAGAGAAGAGACUGCGUUGCCACAGUUGAAAAUUGAAACAACGAUGUCCCAAACGAUGGGGAUAACUGCAUUGCCUCGCCUUCCAAACCCUUACUUUUCGCCCUUUCCGCAGCCUAUGGUAUCUCCACAAAGCAGUGUAUUCAUUCUCGAUUAG